UCCAAGACUGUCGGCAGAAAUGAAAAGCCAACAGAAAAGCCCUGAGCCAGAUGGAAGUGUUACCAUCAACGAGGAGGGGUCUGUAGCCACGGCAGAGGACCCGGCAGCUAUUGCAACCAUUCAGUCUGCUGCCACCUUCACUGACCAACCCAUUAAAUAUCUCUUCAAGACAGAAGGAGCAGGCGGGCAGGUGACCUACAGAGUGAUCCAGGUGUCAGAUGGCCAGUUGGAGGGUCAGACGGACGGAGCUGCAGCGGUCAGCCUGGUCACUGGUUUCCCAGCAACCACUCAGACUGUCACACAGGCUGUGUUCUCCCAGCCUGAGGGGUUGGAGGGAGACGGCAGCGCAGAGACACAGUACACCUACUACCCUGCCACCAUCGCAGACGCCACCACCGGCACCAUGGUAACCACAGUCCAGGCCUCUGACACACUGCUGGGCCAGACCACACCCACAGGGCAGCUUUAUGUGAUGAUGUCUCCCCAGGAGGUUUUGACGGGUUCCAAUCAAAGGACAAUCGCACCUCGCACUCAGCCAUACAUAGCAAAACAGGAGGCUCCUCGGGGUUCCAGAGACGAUAAACGGCGAGCCCAGCACAACGAAGUUGAGCGCCGGCGCCGGGACAAAAUCAACAACUGGAUAGUGCAGCUGUCGAAGGCCAUCCCAGACUGUAACAUCGACUACACCAAGACGGGACAGAGUAAAGGAGGAAUCUUGUCCAAAGCCUGCGAGUACAUCAAGGAGCUCCGACAGAGCAACCUGAAGCUGGGAGAAGAUAUCAGCACUCUCGAUCGUCUCAGGAUUGACAACCAGCUACUUCGACAGGAGGUGGAAGACUGGAAGUCCAAGAAUCAGAUCUUGAGGAACCUGCUGCGACAGCACGGCAUUGUGGGAUCAUCCAGCACAGACCCCCAGUGAGACGCCUGACGCCGCUGGGUAUUUGAAGACAACCAUGUAUGGGCCAAAAGAGUACUUGAAACGCUUUGAGAUACUUUAUUUGUGAUCAAGAGUGCAUGAAAGAGGGGGGAUAAUUGAACAUUGUCAUUAAAA
This is a messenger RNA of Plectropomus leopardus (leopard coralgrouper), 1051 nucleotides long. RefSeq names its product upstream transcription factor 1 (gene usf1). The record is from RefSeq and is a predicted model, not a curated record. Lineage: Eukaryota; Metazoa; Chordata; Actinopteri; Perciformes; Serranidae. Gene Ontology annotation, biological process: regulation of transcription by RNA polymerase II. Gene Ontology annotation, molecular function: RNA polymerase II cis-regulatory region sequence-specific DNA binding; DNA-binding transcription factor activity, RNA polymerase II-specific; protein dimerization activity.